Molecule: messenger RNA, 1598 nt
Organism: Aspergillus costaricaensis CBS 115574
Lineage: Eukaryota; Fungi; Ascomycota; Eurotiomycetes; Eurotiales; Aspergillaceae
Product: epoxide hydrolase
Exons: 7
Coding region: 245-1432 (395 amino acids)
Biological process (GO): epoxide metabolic process
Molecular function (GO): epoxide hydrolase activity
Source: RefSeq, a predicted model, not a curated record
CCACAUAAUACCCACUCACCUUCUAUGCUGCAGUUAGCGACUGUCCUAGUUGAACCCAUGAGGUUGCAUGCUAGCUUUUUGAGUACACCGAGAGAUUUGCUGACAUGACGAUCAAAUCGUUCUAGCUAUAUUAGUGCAAGUAAACCAUGUGAUGUAACAGCAAGUCACCCCGCUCCUUGCUUUCACCACAUUUUGUAGCUUUCCUCUGCUCAACAUCUGCAGUCUGACAACUUCAGACAUCACAAUGGCACUCGCUUAUAGCAAGGUUCCCUCGGGUACGACCGUCAUCCCAUCCCCUUUCCAGGUCCAUGUUCCGGACGAACAAAUCGAGGAGCUACAGCUGUUAGUCAAGCUGUCGAAGCUCGCACCUCCAACAUACGAAGGUCUUCAGCAGGAUCGUAAAUAUGGCAUAACCAACGAAUGGCUUGCCAAUGCAAAGGAAGCUUGGAAGAGCUUUGACUGGCGAUCGGCAGAAAGCCAUAUCAACAGCUUCCCUCAGUUCACUUAUGAUAUCGAGGGCCUGACCAUUCACUUUGUGGCUUUAUUUUCUGAGAAGAAGGAUGCUAUCCCUAUUGUUCUUCUCCACGGCUGGCCAGGCAGCUUUCUCGAGUUCCUUCCCGCUCUGACUUCAAUUCGGGAGAAAUAUAGCCCAGAAACCUUGCCAUACCAUAUAGUGAUUCCGUCACUUCCGGGGUUCACUUUCUCAUCCGGCCCUCCGCUAGAUGUCAACUUCACCGGCGUUGAUACGGCCCGCGUCAUCAACAAAGUGAUGCUCAAUCUCGGUUUCGAGGAUGGCUAUGUGGCACAAGGUGGAGACAUUGGAUCAAGGAUCGGUCGCAUACUUGCGGUAGAUCAUGAAUCUUGCAAAGCCGUGCAUUUGAAUGCAUGCUAUAUGAGCAAGCCCUCCAACGUACCAGACACGGCUAUUACUGAGGAAGAUAAACGCGCGCUGGCUCGCGCUCAGUGGUUUGGUACCUAUGGCAGUGGAUAUGCUCUUGAGCAUGGUACUCGACCCAGCACGAUUGGCAAUGUGCUCUCCACAAAUCCGGUGGCUCUGCUCGCCUGGAUCGGAGAGAAGUUCCUCGACUGGGCUGAUGAGGCUAUACCCUUGGAGACUAUCCUGGAAUCUGUAUCACUGUACUGGUUUACUGAGACGUUCCCCCGGUCUAUCUACCACUAUCGGGAGAACGUCCCGCCGCCCAAGCUGAGACAAGCCGAAGACCCCCGAUGGUACAUUCGCAAGCCAUUUGGCUUUUCAUAUUAUCCGAAGGAGCUUGUACCCACCCCACGCGCUUGGGUUGAGACAACCGGAAACCUGGUGUUCUGGCAAGCUCACGAGAAGGGAGGACAUUUUGCAGCGUUGGAAAGACCACAGGACUUCCUUGAUGAUUUGACGGCGUUCUGUGAACAAGUAUGGGCUGGAAGAAAAUGAGAUGGUGCCACGAUUACCGUGGAUCGUCUAUAGCAUGCUCGGAAGGCUGCAUCAGUCCAAUAGCGAUAUGCGAAUCAGACACUAAGGCUUGUCUCGGAUGUAGUUGUAUAUAUCGCUCAUAAUAGACUUCUCCAUCUGAAUGGACACCCAUCUAUUGAGUCUCCGG